Soboliphyme baturini is the source of this 3156-nucleotide messenger RNA. The record is from the annotation of a GenBank genome assembly. NCBI's taxonomy places the organism in Eukaryota, Metazoa, Nematoda, Enoplea, Dioctophymatida, Soboliphymatidae.
AUGAAUCGUGGACUAUCACGGAAAAACUUCGAACCCGGGUACAAGCUGCUGAAAUGGGCUUUCUUAGACGAGUUCCUGGCCUUACGCGUCUCAACAUGGUCCGGAACAGUGACAUCCGGUAGAGCCUUGGCGGUCGAUAAAAUGUCUGACUUCAAUGAAAGUCUUGAAUCGCCAGAAAUAUUUACCAUGAAGUACUGCACAUGGUUCGAAUACUCUCUCGAUAAGCUUAGAAACAGCCCGAACUCUGGACUUAACGAUGUCGAAUUUCAGGAUAAAGUUGACGAGCUCAAGGUGUCUUUGCAGCACACCUGUUUGCUGAUGUCACUGAAAUUGGAAAGCAAGGAAAUUUGCAUGGCUUUGAUCGACAUAUCAUCAAAUAUCAGUGACGAGAAAUGUCCCAAAAGAUCGAAAUCAUCAGCCAGUGUCACGUAUACGAAUACUGACAACGCUCCCUACACGACGGAAGUAGUUGAUGAUGCUCCUAGAACAAAUGUCGACCCUUUAAGAGCAUUUGAGAAAAGCGGCAGGGUGAUAUCAAUGAUCAGCGGCGCAGGGUCAUGUGACAAGGCAUUACCGAAUGAGGUUGAUCAGAUCGAACAGAGCGAGACAGUGGAAUACGAGAAUCCAGACGAUCUUACCGACGUUAAGACGGAUGAUUUAAUUUUAACAAACUGCGUUCCCAAGGUCAUUUUAACCCGAAUUGAUACCGGCAGUAUUGCGUCGAUGAUUGGAGAAAGAGCGACAAAUGACAAGACAGCUUUAGCGACCAGCGAUACUGUUUUGCGUAAGAAGGCAUUGCAAGAAAAGGUUGAUCGUGUGGAACCGAACAGAACCGUGGAAAGUGAAAAGUUGAGCGGUCUUCAUGACGUUGAAAGGAAUGCUAUUUCUUAUACAGAAGCCUCUCCUGUUAUAAUUUUAUCCAAAAUUAACGCAGACGGCAAGAUAUCGAUGACAGGAACAGUAGAAGAAAACGACAGUUAUGUAUCAGCGACCAGUGAUGCAGUUUCUAAAAGCAAUGCAUUAAUGUGUGGGAUUGAUCUGGUUGAACAGAAUGAGACCUUGGAAUGUGAGAUACCAAACGUUCUUUCCGGCACUGAAAUGAAUGAUUUCGAUAUGGAAGACGUUUCACCUUGCUCCGUUUUAGCCGGGAUUGGCAUCAGUUAUAAGAAUUCAACGACCGAGCGAGAUAAAACGAAAAAUGGCCGCAGCGCCUCACUGUCUAGCGGCACAGUUUCGUGUGAAAACGCAUUACAUGAUGAAAUUGGUCUGAUCGAGCAGAAGACAGUAGAUUGUGAAAGACUAAGUUAUCUUUCCGACAUUAAAGUGAAGGAUUUAGCUUUUGUGCGUGCUUCACCAAGGGUUGUUUUAGCGAGGAUUGAUCCCAGUGACAAUUCUUCGAUGGGAAAAGAAAUGACAAAAGAUGAUGAAGUGGUUUCAGUGACCAGCGACGUUGUUUCGUGUAAUAUUUCAGUACGCGAUGGAAUUGAUCAGGUGGAACAGAAAAAGGAAAUUGUGAAAUCUGAAAAAUUAAGUUGUAAUCGAGACACUGAAGUGAACGAUUUUAGUUCUACAAAAGCAGCACCUGAACUGAUUUUGGUCAGAAUUGACAUAAGCAAUCAGGUCUCGACGACUGAUGGAAAAAUGGCAAGAAACGUCAAGGAGAUCUCAGUGACUAGUGAUUCAGCUUCUAACGAUAAGACGUUACAUGAUGGGAUUGAGCAGAUCGAACGCAGCAGAGCCAUGGAAUGUGAGACGCUAACUGAUUUUUCCGACAUUGCAAAUGCCUCACCAAAACCUAUUUUAACCACCGUUGACACCCUUAAAAAUAUUACGACAGAAGGAGAAGAAUCAAAAAAUGAAAAGAGAGUUUCAGGUACCUGUGAUGCUGCUUCGUAUGGAGAUAGAUUACCAGAUCACGUUCAACAGAAUCAGGUCAUGGAAUAUGACAGGCCAAGGUGUUCUCUCAACGUUGAAACGAAUGACCUGCCCUUAGCAGACGCCUCUCCUAAGCUAAAUUUAGCCAGAAUCGACAUCGACGACAAGGUAUCGAAGACAGAGGAAGACAAAGAAAAUAAUCGCCAGGGUUUCCCAAGAACUAGUGAUGCAGAAUUUAAUGACAAAACAUUAUUGGAUGGAGCUGAUCAGAUGGAACAAAGCGAAACUAUGGAGUGUGCGAAGGGAAACAACCUUCUUGGCGUUGAAAUUAAAGAUUUUGCUUUUGCAGAUUCCAUACCCAAGCCAGUUUUAACCGUGACUAAUAACAGUGUCAAAGUAUCGACAGUCGAGUAUCCACCGAACAUUGAAGCUGAUGUUCAGAGAGAACGAAGUGACAUCUCUCGAAAUGACACUAAAUUUGACGCGUCAUUUAUACGUCAAACGUCAGAAAAGCAGCUGAAAAGUGAUGAUCAUCUUACAGGAAAAAUAGAUAAAAAAGUGGACGAUGCCGUGUUCAUUAGCAAGAGCAAAGGACUAGCGCUUUCCAAAAUGGGCCUAAGUAGCGAAGCUCAGCAGGCGCAGUGUGAGCAAGACGACGAUGCUAAAGUGACAAACUUAGGGCGGAAUAAUGCAGACUGCGAACUUGCACCUGUUCUUCAGUCACUUAUCCCUGCGCAUCCAGUGCCAGUUUCCACAACGAAUAAAAUAACUGAAGAAGAUCGUCGUCACAGCGAAAUAGAUAAACUGAUAGAUGAAUCAGCACUGGUUAAGGAAAAUAGAAGGUUUAAGCCACGUGGCUUAUCGAUAAGUCCGAGAAAAUUCGACAACGCGACCGUAGACUUUGACGCUACGCUUCAGGGUAUGGAAAGACGAUCAUCGAUCAAGAUUUCUGACUUCGUGAACAAAGUCAAAAUCGACAAAUCAGUGCUGAUGAAAUCAACGUUUCCAGUUGAAAAAAUUUUUAAACAAGAACUUCAAUCUCGUGAAGCGAUUAUCAGAGAAAUUGCUGUUGUUAGUAACGGCGAUCUAGGCGUGAAAUUAUCAAAAAACUGUUCAGAGUCUUUCAAGACAUCCAAGUACCUGGAGUGCAAAGCAACGACAAGAAGGACGAAUGCUGCUAAGGCAAAGGAUGUUAUUGCUUCUCACAUAGAACAGGCUGUUGAUACGCAAAAAAGGAAGUUUUCGAAUGAGCAGAUGAAAACGGCAACACCAGAUCCCGAA